Molecule: messenger RNA, 1034 nt
Organism: Hippopotamus amphibius kiboko
Lineage: Eukaryota; Metazoa; Chordata; Mammalia; Artiodactyla; Hippopotamidae
Gene: STUM
Product: stum, mechanosensory transduction mediator homolog
Exons: 4
Coding region: 262-684 (140 amino acids)
Source: RefSeq, a predicted model, not a curated record
UGUCACCGAGUGUCACGCCGCCCUCCCCGCCCCUCCGCCCGGGGUGUGGAGCGCAGCGGAGCGCGCGGCAGAGGGCCGGGCGCGUGGGGACGCGGGAGUGCGGGGUUCUGGGCGAGCCGCGCGGCACACGGAGCACGCUGGCCGCCUGAGCUCGGCGCGCAGCCCGGAGCCCGGAGCCGGGAGCCGGCCGCCACCCGCCUCCUGUGCCCUGGGCGGCAGCCCCGGCCGCGGCAGCCCGGCUCUCGGGGAGCGCGCCCCGCCAUGGAGCCUUCGCACAAAGACGCCGAGACGGCGGCGGCGGCGGCGGCGGUGGCGGCGGCAGACCGGGGGGCGUCCUCGUCCAGCGGGGUGGUGGUGCAGGUCCGCGAAAAGAAGGGCCCCCUGCGCGCCGCCAUCCCCUACAUGCCCUUCCCCGUGGCCGUCAUCUGUCUCUUCCUCAACACUUUCGUGCCGGGAUUGGGGACGUUCGUCUCGGCCUUCACCGUGCUGUGCGGCGCCCGCACGGACCUCCCGGACAGGCACGUGUGCUGCGUCUUCUGGCUGAACAUUGCGGCGGCCCUCAUCCAGAUCCUCACGGCCAUCGUCAUGGUGGGCUGGAUCAUGAGCAUCUUCUGGGGCAUGGACAUGGUCAUCCUCGCCAUUUCCCAAGGCUACAAGGAGCAGGGCAUCCCACAGCAGCUGUGAGCCCGGGCGAGCCGCUGAGAAGCCCAGUAUCCAGGAGGGCCACAUCAGGCAGCCGCGGGCACAGGGUCUUCACAUGUUCUCUUCUGCCACUUCCCGGGUUUGGAGUGGAAAGAAGGGACUUAAAAAUAUUAUUUAUUUUGAAAACACAUCUGCUUUUCUCAGUGGGCUCUGAGGGCUGCCAGCUCCUCCCGCUGCUCCAGAGAGCCCUAAGCGCAGACACCCAGAGCAUCUGGGUUGGGUGGGGAGUGGGGUGGAGACGGGCAUGCCUAGAGAGAGGCUGGCGCACCCGGCUUGGCCCGCCUCACACCGCCCACUGCCCACUGUGAGAGCGCGAGGGGAGGCCGGGCCAG